CCGAAUUUACUCCCCCAUUUACUCCCUCCACCUCCUCUAAAUUUAUGAUCCCCUUCCUCCUCUCGCCCUCGUCACCUUCCGCUUCUCAAGCUCCCCUUCUUCCCUUUUCACACCAAGCACGACCUGCCAAACGCACACCGCAUCCCCCAGAGUCCAAAGAAGCCAACAAGAUUUGGAGAGAGAGAGAGGGUAGAGGCUGGGGAGAUCCGCCACUUGCCCACCUCCAAGCUGUCCCCCAUGACACCACCGCAAGCACCGCCACCACCACCACCGCAAGAAUCAAACAACGCGGCCUCGCACUAGCACCAAGAUCUUUCCUUUGUCCCCGCUUUUCGCCCGUCCUCGUGCCAUGGGCCGUGGCGGCGGCCGCUGCUGCGCCCUCCUCAUCCUGGCGGUGGCCGCGUGGUGCGCGGCGGCGCAGGAGCCCAACACGGAUGCCUACUUCGUCUCCCGCUUCUUCUCCAAGCUUGGCCGCGAGGCGCCGUCGUCGGGCGGCGGCGGCGCGGUAUGUUCUUGGCCUGGGGUGUCCUGCGACGGCGAGGGGCGGGUGGUGGUGUUCGCGGCCGCCGGGAUGGGUCUGUCGGGCGCCAUCCCGGAGGACUCCGUCGGCAAGCUCGGGCGGCUGCAACUCCUCGACCUCAGUAGCAACCGCCUCACCGCGCUGCCCAACGACCUGUGGGAGCUCAGCGCGUCGCUGCUCGCGCUCAACCUCUCCGGCAACGCCAUCAGCGGCGCGCUCCCCAACAACGUCGGCAACUUCGCGCGCCUCCAGGCGCUCGACGUCUCCCACAACGCCUUCACUGGCGCGCUACCGCAGGCGCUCGGCUCCCUCGCCGGAUUGCAGGUGCUCAACGCCAGCCACAACCAGUUCCAAGGGCAGGUCCCCGGCGCCGUCGUCACCGGGUGCCGGAGCCUCGUGGCCAUGGAUCUCUCCGGCAAUGCACUGAACGGGGACUUGCCGGACUUGUCACCGCUCCGGUUGCUGGCCUACCUCAACCUGUCGGGCAACCGGCUCGGCGGCUCUGUCAUCGGGGCGUUCCAGGAGCAGUUGAGGGUCAUAGACCUUAGCAACAACCGCUUCUCUGGCUUAAAUUUUAGCAGUGGGUAUGCUGGCUCGUCGUUGAUGUACCUCGACUUGUCAGGCAAUGAGCUUCUUGGAGAAUUCACCAUUGCCGGCCGGUUCCGGAACCUGAGGCAUGUGAAUCUUGCACACAACCCGUUGUUCAAUGGCAAUUUACUCUUGUCCGUGGGUGAGAUCUCUGAAUUGGAGUAUGUUAAUUUUUCAAGCACUGGAUUGCAUGGGCAUAUCCCCACGGAAUUUUCGUCCCGAUUGGUUGGAUUGAAGGUGUUGGAUUUGUCACAGAACAAUAUCAGCGGGGUAGUCCCUGACUUGAGCUCUCUUCAGCUACGCGUUCUGGACUUGUCCGUGAACAACCUCACCGGUGAGAUACCUGUGGCAUUGGUGAAGAAGUUGGCAUCAAUGGAGCGGUUCAACUUCUCAUACAACAACCUCACUGUAUGUGCCUCUGAGCUCUCUCCCGAGGCGUUUGCAGCUGCAUUUGCUAGGUCCAGGAAUGACUGCCCAAUCGCUGUGAACCCGGACCGUAUCAAGAAAAGUGGGGGGAAGCGUAAGGGGAUGAAGCUGGCAUUGGCCAUUGUGCUUUCGCUUUUCUUCUCUGUUUUUGGGUUGCUUUGCUUGGCAUUUGCAUGUCGGAGGCGGAGGAAGAUGUGUGAUGCACUGCCUGUGGUUAAGCAGGUGUCGUUCAACGAGGAGCCUGGUGUAUCUGGGCCAUUUGCUUUCCAGACAGAUUCAACAACAUGGGUUGCCGAUGUGAAGGUUGCAACUUCAGUGCCAGUCGUAAUCUUUGAGAAGCCACUACUGAGCUUCACAUUUGCCGACCUCUUGGCAGCGACAUCGAACUUUGACAGGGGUACUUUGCUGGCAGAAGGGAGAUUUGGUCCGGUGUAUAGGGGAUUCCUUCUUGGUGGAAUUCAAGUUGCUGUUAAGGUGCUGGUCCAUGGGUCGGUAAUGGCAGACCAAGAUGCUGCCAGGGAGCUCGAGCGGCUGGGAAGGAUCAAGCAUCCUAACUUGGUUCCUUUGACUGGUUACUGUCUGGCAGGGGACCAGAGAAUUGCAAUCUAUGAGUACAUGGAGAAUGGAAAUUUGCACAACUUACUGCAUGACUUGCCACUAGGAGUUCAGACCACUGAAGAUUGGAGCACCGACACAUGGGAGGACAACAACGGAGGUGUCACAACUGAAAACAUCACACUGGAGGGUACUGAGACAUGGGUGUUCCGACACAAAAUCGCAUUAGGUGCUGCGAGGGCACUGGCAUUCCUCCAUCACGGCUGUAUCCCGCAGAUUGUCCAUCGGGAUGUUAAGGCAAGCAGCAUCUACUUCGACUGCACAAUGGAGCCUAGGCUGUCCGAUUUUGGGUUGUCAAUGAUCGCUGGGACAAGCACCGACAACGAUCUCCUGCACCAUUCCCCAGGCUAUGCUCCGCCAGAGUUCUCCGACUUGGAGAACGCCAUAGCGACUGCAAAAUCUGAUGUUUACAGCUUUGGUGUCGUGAUGUUUGAAUUGGUCACCGGCAAGAAGCCGCUGGGUGACGAGUACCCUGAUCAGAAGGAGGCAAGCCUAGUGAACUGGGCCAGGGCAAUGGUGAAGGCGAACCUAGGGUCCAGCAUCAUCGAUCCAAAGAUCCGUGACACCGGGCUGGAGCGACAGAUGGAAGAGGCGCUGCGGAUCGCCUACCUGUGCACCGCCGAGCUGCCGUCCAAGAGGCCGGCCAUGCAGCAGAUCGUUGGCCUGCUGAAGGACAUUGAGCCUAAGGUAGCGGAGCAGGACUGAAGCGAUUGAUUACUAGUAGUGUUUUGGGUGGUGGUACUGAAGGAUGUUUAGGCAGGCAGUGAGCUCUUAGUUGUUUUGUCCCAGUGGAGCUCACUGCGCCAUGUCCUGCUCUGCUAAGAUAUAUCUGUUUCUUUUUUUUUUUUCUCUUUCUUUGAUUCUUCCACUUGUUGAGAUGUUGCAAUACAGCUUUGCCAUACCUGCCCCCUUACUGCUAA
Phragmites australis (common reed) is the source of this 3069-nucleotide messenger RNA. Its product is annotated as probable LRR receptor-like serine/threonine-protein kinase At2g24230. The record is from RefSeq and is a predicted model, not a curated record. The transcript has a single exon. Gene Ontology annotation, molecular function: receptor serine/threonine kinase binding; ATP binding; protein kinase activity. NCBI's taxonomy places the organism in Eukaryota, Viridiplantae, Streptophyta, Magnoliopsida, Poales, Poaceae. Bases 350 to 2854 code for a protein of 834 amino acids. Gene Ontology annotation, biological process: protein phosphorylation.